GAGUGCCUGGCAGUGGCCAGGGUGGCAUCCCUCCUGGCAAGCAGGUUCUGUUACAUUGGGGGAAGCAUGGCAAUGCCACAGAAGUACCGCCUGGCAUAUAUGGUGGAGCGAUGCAUGAGCGUCAUGCAGUCUGGGACUCAGAUGGUGAAGCUCAAGAAUGGCUCCAAAGGUCUGGUACGUUUGUUCUAUCUGGAUGAGCAUCGCUCCUGCAUCCGCUGGAAACCCUCCCGCAAGAGUGAGAAAGCCAAGAUCACAAUCGACUCACUAUGCAAGGUCACUGAAGGUCGGCAGUCUGAUAUCUUCCACCGGCAUGCUGAGGGCAACUUUGAUCCCAACUGCUGUUUCACUGUUUACCAUGGCAACCACAUGGAAUCGCUGGACCUGGUGACAUCCAGUGCAGAGGAGGCGCGAACCUGGGUGACUGGUCUCCGCUACCUAAUGGCAGGGAUCAGUGACGAGGACUCUCUGGCCAAGAGACAGCGUACACAUGACCAAUGGAUGAAACAGACAUUUGAAGAUGCUGACAAGAAUGGAGAUGGUUUCCUCAACAUUGAGGAGAUCUACCAGCUCCUACACAAGAUGAAUGUUAACCUGCCUCGCAGAAAGGUCAAACAGAUGUUCCGGGAGGCUGACACAGACGAACAGCAGGGCACGCUGACCUUUGAAGAGUUCAGCGUCUUCUACAAGAUGAUGUCACUGCGGCGUGACCUCUUCCUUCUCCUUAUGUGUUACAGUGACAAGAGAGACUACCUGACAGCCGAGGAGCUCGGCAACUUUCUGCAAGUGGAGCAGAAGAUGGUCAACGUGACACCAGAAUACUGCCAGGACAUCAUUAGUAAGUUUGAAGUGUCUGAGGAGAACAAGCAGAAAGGCAUUCUGGGAACUGAAGGCUUCACUAAUUUUAUGCGGAGCCCAGCAUGUGAUGUGUGUAACCCCAUGCAUCAUGAUGUGAAUCAAGACAUGGACCAACCUCUAUGUCACUACUAUAUAGCCUCCUCACACAACACAUACCUCACAGGAGACCAGCUCCUCUCCCAGUCCAAGACAGACAUGUAUGCCUGGGUCCUCCAGUCUGGCUGCCGCUGUGUGGAGGUUGACUGUUGGGAUGGUUCAGAUGGUGAGCCCAUGGUGCAGCAUGGGUACACACUCACCUCAAAGAUCACCUUCAAGUCAGUCAUCGAGACCAUCAACAAAUAUGCCUUCGUCAACAAUGAGUACCCAGUCAUUUUAUCUAUAGAGAACCACUGCAGUAUUCAGCAGCAGAAGAAGAUAGCCCAGCAUCUGAGAGAGAUCUUGAGGGACAAGCUGGAUGUGGAAGAUGUUUUGAACAAAGACUCUAAACAGCUCCCCAGCCCCAACAGUCUGAAGGGAAAGAUCCUUAUAAAGGGGAAACGGCUGUCUCCGUACCUGUCAGCAGACGUGGAGGAGGGGGAGGUGUCUGACGACGAUAGCGCUGAUGAGAUUGAAGAUGAUUUCAAGCUGAAGAAUAGCAUUAGUAAUGGCACCAAUCAGCACCAGGUGGAAUCUUACAUUAGGAAGAAACUGGACUUUCUGCUAAAGGAGUCUCAGAUUGGAGACAAGGAGGACACGGACAGCUUCUCCAUCCAUGCACUGCUCCGUGCCACUCACGGAGGCCUGCAGAAAAACCUGCGCAAGAACUCCAAAGAGGGGGGUUUGAAGAAAUCGCAGAGUCGUUCCUUCAUAAGUAACCUGAAGCACAAGCGACAUUCCAGGUAUAGGCUGAAGAGUGCAGACACAGAUGAGGAUGGGCUGCAGGAGGUGUCUGGAAAAGAGGCUGGGGGGCAGUUCAACAGGGGUGCAGGGAAGCGGAGGAAAACAAUGAAACUUAGCCGAGAUCUGUCGGACCUUGUGGUCCUCACUAACUGUGUGGCAUGUCAGGAUGGGCUGGAUGAGGGUUCUCUGUGUAAUGUACUAUCCUUCAGUGAGACACGGGCUCAGCAGUUGGUACACAACCGGGCAGAGCAUUUCUUGGUGUUUAACCAGCAUCAGUUCUCGCGCGUUUACCCCUCAGCCUAUCGCAUUGACUCCAGCAACUUCAAUCCACAGACAUACUGGAACAUGGGAUGCCAGUUAGUGGCACUGAACUAUCAGACAGAGGGAAGAAUGAUGCAGCUGAACAGGGCGAAGUUUAUGCUGAAUGGAGGCAUUGGCUAUGUUCUUAAACCUCCAUCUAUGUGUAAAGGCUCAUUCAACCCGCUCUGUGAUGACCCUCUUCCAGCUUAUCCUAAGAAACAGCUGGUGCUCAAGAUCAUCAGUGGGCAGCAGCUGCCCAAACCACCUGACUCCAUGCUGGGGGACCGAGGAGAGAUUAUUGACCCCUUUGUGGAAGUGGAGAUCAUCGGCCUUCCAGUGGACUGCUGCAAAGAGCAGACCAGGGUCGUGGAUGACAAUGGCUUUAACCCAGUGUGGGAGGAGACUCUGUCCUUCACUUUGCACAUGCCUGAGGUGGCACUGGUGCGUUUCCUGAUCUGGGAUCAUGACCCGAUUGGACGUGACUUUGUGGGCCAGAGAACCCUAGCAUUUAGCAGCCUCAUGCCAGGUUAUAGACAUAUUUACCUGGAUGGGCAGACAGAGGCCUCUAUCUUUGUCCACAUUACUGUCCAUGAGAUUUAUGGCAAGUGGAGUCCCCUAGUCCUCAACCCCAGCUAUACCAUAAUGCACUUUCUAGGAGUUAACAAGGGUCACCAUUUGCGGGGUAUCAGAGGUCUGUUUAAAAAAAGCUCCAAGUCAUCCGUGGACACACAAGCAGGGCUCUCACCUCGCAAGGGGUCAGUAAGUGACCACCUUUUACGGCGGACAGCCAGCGCCCCUGCCAAGGGCCGCAAGAAGACCAAGAUGGCUGUGCCUGAGUGUUCGUCCGAGUGGAAGGUCAGCUCUGGAGACCCCAAGGCUACUGCAGCUGAAGUGGAGAGACGUGUGGGUCCACGUGCCACCCUCCAGCAUCGUCCAGCGUCUAUGCCCCUUGAACACCUUCUGCAAGACCAGCUCAUCCUCACCUCUCCCAUCCAGGAAGGGCCUGAUCCUAGGGCUGACACUCUUUCUGAUACACUUCUCCACUUUGACCAGCCUAGAUCUGUCUCAGUGGAUCUGCUGACCGAAAUCCUCACCUUUAAUUACCCUCAUAUUGACAGUCAAUCAACCCACCACCAACCAACGAACCAACCAAUCCUAGACGGAAUGGGAGAGACAGAGCAGGAGACAUCUAACCUUGCAAUUAAGACCACAACAUAUGAUCUCACACAUCUGCUUCAAGAUGGACUUAUCCAACCAGGUGAUUUAGCUCCUUCCACAGGACCUGCAGGCCACCAGUCCUUCUUGGAUUGUGAUGUGAACCUAUCAUUUGAAAGUGUCCACAUUAAAACUGCUAAAACAAACAACUAUAACAGGACUGAAGUAAAACCUGAAGAAGUCCCACUUUUUGCCCUUUUCCUCUCUCCUCAUUUUGUGGAGGAUCAGCCCACUCAGCAAAAUCAAGCCUCCCUGCAAGACAGUACCAUUUCCCAACUGAUCGAUGCAGUCUCACGCAGAACUGAGUAUGACACCUGUGGAUCCAUAUCUGCCGUACUGGGUCAGAUUGAAUUCACUGAUGAACAGAACAGUGUAACUUUGGGGUCUGGUUCAAGGCCUUCUCAUCUUUCUGUUUCCCCCAGUGCCCUGCAUGUAUCUACUGUGAACCUUUCCAGCACUCCUCUUCAAGUAGGCCAAAAUGAGUGCCCUCCUGGCAUGGAGAGAAAAAACACCAACAAUCCUCUCAAGGUAACGCAGGACGACAGCUUUCCCUGUAAACUUAAACAUUCUGAGACACCUUUCCCUUCCAGCCCAGAGACCACUGAACCAGCCUUUUACACCAUAUUGGAUGAGGAAGUGCUGUCUCUUGUCUCUAGGUUCAGUUUGAGUGAUCAGAUACUGAGUUCCGAGGAAGAGGCUUCCCCUGAGGGUAUAAAAUACCAUCUGGAUGAGUUAUUGAGGGGGGAUGCGUGCUGGGAGCAUUACAGAGGUGAGAGUUAUGGAGGUCUGCAUCAGUUGAAGGACUCUUUGCAGAACUUGAGGUCUGGAGGUUAUGGAGGUACCUUUGUCAAUAGCAUAGCCUCAGACUGCUUUGUACUCUGCCAGGGUGCAGCUGGGAGCAGUCUGUUAGAAAUCGAGAUCAAUGUGGAUGAAGAUCCUGUGGACAGUGCCCUCACGGCUGCACAGAUUGCAACAUUGCCUCUUCAAACAUGUAAGAUUCUCAGCCCCUCCAAGUCCAAGAAUUUGGGUGACCUGACAUCUGAAGACAUCUCCUGCAACUUCCAAAGCAAAUACAAAGUCAUCAGUCGCAGUAUCAUACCGUCCUCGCUACACGAUGUGAGACAGACGGUCAAUCUGACAAACCAUCGACAGUCUGCUGACUCCCUGACAGAGCAGCUAUGCAAACUUGUGACUCUGGAACAGGACUGCCCUGAGCUCUUCGUACCCAAAGUUCAGCCUGUCACCUCAAUGCUUACUCCUAGCCUCUCCAGCUCUUCUGCAACUGCAGCAGGUGACCAGGAGGACCCUCCAACCUUCCUGUCACGGCGACUGUCAUCCCACAGCCAGAGCCGUGUGCAUCACAUUGCCAGCCAUGCCCGUGAACGACAACAGGAAGCACUUAAGUUCAAGCCCAUGAGUGGCACUUGAGUGAUGCUCCGCAACAAGCCAUUGUCUUCCCAGAACUCUUCUUCCAACCGACACUCCGCUGGCUCCUAUAUCUCUUGUUGCCUGGAUCGUAUGGGACUAGAGUACAGGGGACUGCCUGAAGGGGCCUGUACAACCUUGCGCCAUGGCUACAGUGAUCAGUUCUACUCUGACACCGUGCUUCCCUCCAGCUCCUGCUCCUUCUCAGAGCCAGAGAUCUAAUUCUUGCUGAGACUUUGA
Molecule: messenger RNA, 4914 nt
Organism: Chanos chanos (milkfish)
Lineage: Eukaryota; Metazoa; Chordata; Actinopteri; Gonorynchiformes; Chanidae
Gene: plch1
Product: phospholipase C, eta 1
Biological process (GO): release of sequestered calcium ion into cytosol; phosphatidylinositol-mediated signaling; phosphatidylinositol metabolic process
Cellular component (GO): cytoplasm
Molecular function (GO): calcium ion binding; phosphatidylinositol-4,5-bisphosphate phospholipase C activity
Source: RefSeq, a predicted model, not a curated record